This is a messenger RNA of Panicum hallii, 1691 nucleotides long. RefSeq names its product DEAD-box ATP-dependent RNA helicase 15. NCBI's taxonomy places the organism in Eukaryota, Viridiplantae, Streptophyta, Magnoliopsida, Poales, Poaceae. The transcript has 13 exons. Gene Ontology annotation, molecular function: RNA helicase activity; ATP binding; RNA binding. Bases 159 to 1445 code for a protein of 428 amino acids. The record is from RefSeq and is a predicted model, not a curated record.
GCCCGCCCCGCCACCCCUCCCGGCCUUCCCCUAAUAAAAACGCACAAAGUUGUCCCCCCUCUUCUGCUUCGACUUGCGCUCGAAUCUGCCGCCCCGAGUCAAUUCUACCCCGAUCCGCUCGUUUCUCUUUCCCUCCGUCCCCGAGAUCUCGAGGCAGGAUGGUGGAGGCGAAGGACAACGAGGUGUACGAGGAGGAUCUCGUCGACUACGAGGAGGAGGUGGAGAAUGUCGCCGACGGCGCCCCAACCAACGGCUCCGCCGAUGUCGUCAAGAAGGGGUACGUGGGGAUCCACAGCUCGGGGUUCAGAGACUUCCUGCUCAAGCCGGAGCUGCUCCGUGCCAUCGAGGACUGCGGAUUCGAGCAUCCUUCCGAAGUGCAACAUGAAUGCAUCCCUCAAGCCAUUCUUGGAAUGGAUGUUAUCUGUCAAGCAAAAUCUGGGAUGGGUAAGACUGCGGUUUUCGUCCUCUCAACUCUUCAGCAGAUUGAUCCUGUUGCUGGCCAAGUAGCUGCGCUUGUGUUGUGCCACACAAGAGAGUUAGCUUACCAGAUUUGCCAUGAAUUUGAGAGAUUUAGUAAAUACCUGCCUGAAUUAAGAGUCGCUGUCUUCUAUGGUGGUGUUCACAUAAAAAAUCAUAAGGAUCUGUUGAAGAAUGAAUGCCCCCAUAUUGUGGUUGGCACGCCUGGAAGGAUACUUGCUCUAGCUAGAGAUAAGGACCUUCCCUUGAAGAACGUGCGGCAUUUCAUUCUUGACGAAUGUGAUAAGAUGCUUGAAUCACUUGACAUGCGUAGAGAUGUCCAGGAGAUCUUCAAAAUGACUCCCCAUGAUAAGCAAGUGAUGAUGUUUUCAGCAACCCUCAGCAAGGAAAUUCGCCCAGUUUGCAAGAAAUUCAUGCAAGAUCCUAUGGAAAUUUAUGUUGAUGAUGAGGCUAAACUGACCCUUCAUGGUCUAGUUCAGCACUACAUCAAAUUGAGUGAGGCAGAGAAGAAUCGGAAGUUGAAUGAUCUCUUAGAUGCGCUCGACUUCAACCAAGUUGUGAUAUUUGUCAAAAGUGUUAGUAGAGCUGCAGAGCUGAACAAGUUGCUCGGCGAAUGCAAUUUCCCCUCAAUCUGCAUACAUUCUGGAAUGACGCAAGAAGAGAGGUUGACCCGAUACAAGAACUUCAAGGAAGGACACAAGAGGAUUCUUGUGGCUACCGAUUUGGUCGGUAGGGGAAUUGAUAUUGAGCGGGUCAACAUUGUUGUAAACUAUGAUAUGCCAGAUUCUGCUGAUACGUACUUGCAUAGGGUUGGUCGGGCUGGACGUUUUGGCACCAAGGGACUUGCAAUAACCUUUGUUUCUUCUGCAUCUGAUUCUGAUGUUCUCAAUCAGGUGCAAGAAAGGUUUGAGGUUGACAUAAAGGAGCUGCCUGAUCAGAUUGACACUUCAAUAUACAUGCCAUCUUGAGGAUCCAGGUGAGCGAUGGAUUGCUUCAACGCAUCAUCUUUGGAUGACUACUAGAUAACCUUGUAUCUCCUGAAGAUGUUCCAUCUGUACUUAUUCGGCAGUUUAGGUCCAAAGACCAUGAAACUAUUGGUGCUCAUGUUUUUAGGAUUUUAUUUGCAUCUGUCACAUUUUCUAUGUUAUUGGCAAACAUUUUGAUUGUUCGCUGCAUGACCCAUGUUACCUGCCUGAUUUACUUUGGGUAUGUCA